This is a messenger RNA of Durio zibethinus, 1663 nucleotides long. Its product is annotated as 26S proteasome non-ATPase regulatory subunit 6 homolog. The record is from RefSeq and is a predicted model, not a curated record. Gene Ontology annotation, biological process: proteasome-mediated ubiquitin-dependent protein catabolic process. Lineage: Eukaryota; Viridiplantae; Streptophyta; Magnoliopsida; Malvales; Malvaceae.
AAAAAACCAAAAACAAAAAAAAGUUAUGAUUGUUUUAAAAAAAACAAUAAUAAAAAGAGGCGCGUGGUGUUUCCUUCCCGAAUAUAAGGAGCAAAUUCCCAACGAGGUUUCUGAUUUCUCCUUUCCCAAGCAAUCUCAAAUGAGAAUCCGAGCUCGGUUCAUGCCAACUUAGUGCUUACUCCAUUGACUCAUCCAUGGACGCACAAGAAGGAGCGCAGCAGUCACAGCAACUCAUCCUUGCUCACCACGUCUUCCUCCUCAAGCACCCAGAUGUCCCUGACAUCGAGAAGGUCCGCCUCAAGGAUGAGGUCCUCAACCCGGUCAAAUCCAAUUAUAUGACUCCAUAUUGUGAAACCCUAGUUGCUAAUAAAGUAGUGGAGCUGGAUCAGAGCGUUUUGGACUCGAUGCGUGCCAAGAAUGAGGAGGAGAUUAAGAAACUCGAUGAGAAGAUUGCUGAUGCUGAAGAAAACUUAGGUGAAAGUGAAGUUCGAGAAGCACAUUUAGCUAAAUCCUUAUAUUACAUUCAGAUAGGUGAAAAGGAGAAAGCAUUGGAGCAACUGAAGGUGACAGAAAGCAAGACAGUUGCUGUUGGGCAAAAGAUGGACUUGGUGUUCUAUACGUUACAGAUUGGCUUUUUCUACAUGGAUUUUGAUCUUAUUUCCAACAGCAUUGAUAGAGCGAAAAACUUAUUUGAAGAAGGAGGUGACUGGGAGAGGAAGAACCGUUUGAAGGUGUAUGAAGGCUUGUAUUGCAUGUCCACUCGAAAUUUUAAGAAGGCUGCCAAUCUGUUUUUGGAUUCCAUUUCAACCUUCACAACUUAUGAACUUUUCCCUUAUGACACAUUCAUAUUUUACACUGUGCUUACGAGCAUCAUAUCAUUGGAUAGAGUUUCCCUGAAACAAAAGGUGGUUGAUGCUCCUGAGGUCCUGACUGUGAUCGGAAAAAUUCCAUAUCUUUCGGAAUUUUUAAAUGCUCUGUAUGAUUGUCGAUACAAAUCAUUCUUCUUAGCAUUCGCUGGCCUGACAGAGCAGAUAAAAUUGGACCGCUAUUUGCAUCCUCAUUUCCGGUUUUACAUGAGGGAGGUCAGAACUGUUGUUUACUCUCAAUUUCUGGAAUCCUACAAAAGUGUUACAAUUGAAGCCAUGGCAAAGGCUUUUGGGGUCACAGUGGAGUUCAUUGAUCUGGAGCUAUCACCUUUUAUUGCAGCAGGGAAGCUUCAUUGCAAGAUUGACAAGGUUGCUGGUGUCCUUGAAACAAACCGCCCUGAUGCAAAGAAUGCACUUUACCAAGCCACUAUUAAACAAGGGGACUUCUUAUUAAACCGGAUCCAGAAGUUGUCUCGCGUCAUUGAUCUAUGAAGUAGUUAGGCAUUUCUUCUGAUAUAGAAAUGGGUAACCAGUUUCAAAGAAAUAUGGAAAGCAGAUUGAUGCUUUUGGAUGUUUUCUCAUUUCAUGAUUGUUGUUCUAUCCCACCUUUCUUUCCUACUUUUUUUUCAAACCGCAAAAAUGAAGUCAUUACAGUUCAUGCAUUUGCAUUAAUUAGAAUUGAGAUGAUGAAAAUUCCAACUUCCAAAUUUAAUAAAAUUAAAAACAAUUCGUUGGGUAGCAUCAAAAUUUAAGACUAUAAUUGGACAAGUGACCUGAAGCUGAAGAGAUUGAAGGAA